UCUGUUCCUGCAGUCAUUUUUGGUGCCCCUUUGAACAUUCUGGAUGGUCUCUCCUAUGGAAUGAUAAUGUUUCAUGCUUCCGGUGUUUUCACUAGCUUGGGUGGCAUGGGCGUAUCGCUAUUUUCGUUUCAAUAUGGGCACCAAAGUUAGACGCGACGUCCGUUGGAAAGCCUAAAAAAACCUGCAGACCUAUAAGAGAGGGCAUAUCACAUUGCUAGAAGAUAACUAUGGCAAAAAAUCCAGACUAUGGCUUCCAAUCCCGGACCGGUACUAUUGCACGUCCUUUUUUUUUUUGAAAAUGCCGCUGUGCCAAGGCUCGGAUAGGCAAUCUCGUAGCCUCAUAUGGAGAAACCUCUGAACAGACAGCCAAUACGUCAUUUGACAUCACCGAGGCGAAGCCAACCACGUCUGGCACCUACAGUACCCCGACCCCAACUGACUUGCUCAGUAACUUCGAUGGAGGAGUACGAUUCGGAAGACGGCGAUGUUCGCGUCGCACCACUGAAACAUUUCAAGUCUGCCGCGCUGCCCCCCCUAUGUGAGCAAGUUCACAUUGUUGACAUCAACGUCGCACUGCGGCGACAUACCAGAGUUUGGUCUCGACGCCUAGGACGGUGGAGUUCGUUCGAUAUAAACCCGAAGGAUUUGCGUAAUCCUGCAGAAGAGGUUCUCAAAGUCCUUUCAGACAUUUUUGGCGCAGUGAUACAAGAGGCCGAGAAAACCGCCGGCAAGGCAAAGCUCAGGUUUGGAUUACGGCCUAAGACAAUCCGUGGACCCGAGCGAAUCGAAACUUCUUUUCCCGACGCACGCCUGGCAGUGGAUUCAUGGCACGACAUCGCAGUCUCAUUUGGGUUGAAACAGGACGCCGGCGUGUCAGACGACUGCAAAGAUGAUGAAGAGAAGGUAAUUUCUGCCCUUCAUCACAUUAUGCAUGGCGAUCCUUGUCGGCGUGCCACAUUUGGAGUUACCAUCGAUAACACACAAAUGAGGUUUUGGUUCACUUGCAGGGCAGUCGCCCUCAUGAGCGAGCCAUUCAAUUUCAUGACAGAGCCGGAACACCUCAUCUACUUCUUCUGCUCCCUGGCAUUCGCGAGGGAUCACGAGCUCGGAUGGGAUCCAACCAUAAAGAGGUAUGACAUUUCCGUACAAUCAGAGGACGGAGAAACGUUGGUAUACCGGACCACGAGAGUCAUUUCCGAUUUCGGUGCUGGAGACUUGACAGGUCAAGGGAUGCUAGAGUCUGACCAGGCCCGCGAAGAUAAAAUCCUGGAACAAAUAUUUGCUGACUUGGGGGAAAAAGUGGACGAGGCUAGGAAAUAUUUUCUCACUGUCCGUGACGCAGCGGACGUGAUUGUGGACGGAAAGAUAGAUGACACCGUCAAUCUUCUAUGCAGGCUACCUGUUGGUGAAGAACCUGCAAUUGGUGCUGCAGACUGA
Pisolithus orientalis is the source of this 1437-nucleotide messenger RNA. RefSeq lists its product as uncharacterized. NCBI's taxonomy places the organism in Eukaryota, Fungi, Basidiomycota, Agaricomycetes, Boletales, Pisolithaceae. Bases 343 to 1437 code for a protein of 364 amino acids. The record is from RefSeq and is a predicted model, not a curated record. The transcript is spliced from 8 exons.